Molecule: messenger RNA, 3919 nt
Organism: Lingula anatina
Lineage: Eukaryota; Metazoa; Brachiopoda; Lingulata; Lingulida; Lingulidae
Cellular component (GO): meiotic nuclear membrane microtubule tethering complex; nuclear envelope
Molecular function (GO): protein-membrane adaptor activity
Source: RefSeq, a predicted model, not a curated record
CUCUUUGGUUAAGAAAGCAUAUAAAAGCAUUCUGGUUCAUACACUUUUAAAAAGUCUGUAGGUACCCCUGAUUUUCAUUUUGUUUCAUUUGUGCAGGUAUAUUAAAGAGAAAAAAUGUCAUAGCUCAGUAUUUGAAGUUAAUGCCUAACUCUCCAGCCUUAAUGCAUAUGUAUUAGGCUAACCAUAGUUAGAUUGACCAAUAAGAUGCCUGCAGGAAGCCAUUGGUGAUAUUGAUCCCAAACUAGGUCACUUAUAAUAGUAAUGGAGUGAGAGUGUGAGUGGAAACCAUCAAGCUUGAGCUUAGAUCCUCAAGAUGAAGUUACCAAAGAAGAGCAUGGCCCCUUGUUUCAUCUGUGGAGGGACAGAUCACAAUCCCUUAACUGAUGACAGGCACAGAAAGGUGCAAUUAAAGACCAUUAACAAAGUUGCAGUUGUAGAAGUUGAUGGUAAAGUUGUUAGCACCCCAACCAAGUUUACAUAUCAGCAAGACGACUUUGAAAGGAGACCAAAGACAGAUUACACUUAUUCAAGAACAGGGACUUAUACAGUAAAGCAUUUAAACAAAGGCUACAUCAGUCCAAACAUGUCUCGCAGAGGAGUACUGCAGAAAGGAAAACGCAACACAGCUGUAGCUAAUUUGACUGAGCGUUUGACAGAGUUGGAUGAUGACAGAGAGUCAGAACGAAGUAGGGGAGCUUCAAGAAGGUCUCGUGGUAGAUCUCUGACCCCUUUGGUGACAGAGGACAGCAUAAAUGUGAGGUCCCAGCCUAGACGGCAAACCAGGACAUUGGUGACUCGUAGAUCGCAGUAUGAAGAAAGUUAUAUCUCAUCUGGAGGCAGCAGGGCCAUUGAGGAGGAUACCAGAAUCACAAGGUCUUCCACUAGAUCCAGGAAAUCUGCUGCUGCUGCUGCUGACUCUAUGCUUGAACAUGCUUACGGCCUUGACAACAACACAGAUUCAGAAGAAAUAUCAGACACAGAAUCCAGUUAUGCCACAUCAUCACAUUCCAAGAACAGCAAUUAUACAUCAACAACAUCCAUAACCACAACGACAACAAUAGCCAGCGGGGCACGUUCACUAGCCAGUGGUGCCAGGUCCGUUGCAUCAGCAAUUACGUCCAAACUUUCAUCUUCCUCAGCAUCCUCAUUAGAUUCCCUUCAGCAUCAUCGCAACUAUUAUUAUCCACAGCAGAACCAGUCCACAAUAAAGAGGUUUUCUACAACAGUGAUAACAAUAAUAACAACUAUAAUCACAACUAUAGUCACAACUACAGUGGCUGGAGCCUCUGCAGUGAAAGGUGGUGUAUCAUCAGGGUGUUCCUAUGUUACAUCUGGGUUGAUAUCAGGUGGGUCAGCUAUAGGGACUGGGUUCUCCGAGGGAAGCUCCUCCAUUCAAAAUGGACUGUCUAUAGGAAAGGAGACCCUUGUGUCUGGACUCUCUACAGUUACAUCCUCACUCUAUAGAGUAGUAACAUGGAUUGUGACAAUAUUUACAACAGUUGUGUCUACUAUCUCAUGGAUGGGGGCGAGUGGGGCGGCAGUGUUGACUUCAUCAGCAGAAACAGCAAAAUCAUCUGUGUCAUCUGCUGCAGCAUCAAGUUCAUCCAAAAUGGCGUCCUCAGCCAGGAGUGUGCGCAAAGCUGGAGCUUCAGCCAUGAAGUCCGCUGGAGCUACAGUAAUGUCAGCCGGGGCAGUGGCAGGUGAGGGGAGCAGCAAUGUCUUCUAUGCUGCAGCAGGAUCUCUGUAUAAAAUCGUUACCAGUGUUUUGCUGCUAGACAUGUGGACGGCAUCAAGAUCAAGAGAGACAAAAAGGCGUAGGAGCCUCUCAUGCAUACUGCUGUUGCUUUUCCUUGUCCCACUUAUUAUCGCAGGUCUAUUAGCAUUAUAUCAAAAUGGUGGUGGCAUCUUUACACCUGUAGCCUUGUUUGAAGAUUCUGCUGUAGAAGUGGCUACAUCUGAGGAAAGUUCUAUCUCUACUGAAGACAGUGUGGCCAGUCAGACAGGUGGUGGUCUGUGGGGAUGGCUGGGGUUCUCCUCGGGACAGUCCAAUAACCAAGACAGUAGCAGCUAUUUCUAUGGUGAUUCGAGUUCAGACUCCAGUUCAGGAAGUAUGCAUAUAGAUGAAUCCACACUGACAUCCAAGAUUCAACAAAUCCUUUUAAAUGUGAACCAGUACAAUACUCAGCAGAUAAAUAAGACAGACAUAGAGAUUAUGAUGAGGGCAAUGAUCAAGGAGGAAUUGGGGGCUUUUGCAGCAGUAAAUGAGGCAAAGAUCGCAGAAAAAGAUGACUUGCAGGCCAAGCUGUGGGCAGACCAGAAAGCUAAACUCCUGGCAAUCAAUGAAGAAAUGUUAGCAAUUACAGCAAAAUCAGAGGCUUUGAAAUUAGAGUUGGAGUCAACCAAAAGCUCAUUAAAAAGUCAAGGGUCUGACUCAGCAGAGGCCAGAUCAAAACUAGAAGCAGACAUGGCUGGUUUAGAGGCACAGCUGGCUGUUCUUAAGACUGACCUAGAUGGUCUUCAAGAGAACCAGAGACUAUUCAUGCUGCAAAUGAAGGAGAACUGCUGUAAAAACGAUACAUACCUCGCUGCUCUUGUGCAUGCUGAAUUGGCUGGAUAUAUGGCCAAGCUGAUGUCAGACAACGGUGUACAGUCAGUGGAAGAUGAGGGGGCAGGAAACACUGGGGCAGCCUUCGUAGCCUGGUUGAGGGACAGAUAUGUGAGCAAGGAAGAACUGGACAACAAACUGACCCUGGCUGUGGGCAGGAUAAUGGAGCAGAUCAAAGAGAAGGACAGUGAAGUGGUGAAGACAGAGGGGACUGGCGGGUGGUUUUCUUCAGGAUUAGCAGAGGAGGAUAUCAAGCGUAUUAUUUUGACCCAGCUGACAGUGUUCACAGCAGACAAGACUGGAAUGCCAGACUUUGCUCUGGAGUCUGCAGGUGGAAGUGUCCUUAGUACCAGAUGCUCAGAAACCUUCCACAGGAGAACUGCACAGCUCAGUCUGUUUGGUUUACCUCUGUGGUACUCAUCCAACUCUCCAAGAACAGUUAUACAGCCUGAUGUGAAUCCAGGCCAAUGUUGGGCAUUUAAGGGAGCUCAGGGCUUUAUAGUCAUCGAGUUGGCUAACACCAUACGUCCCAGUGCCUUCUCAUUGGAACACAUCCCCAAGGCUCUGUCCCCCACCGGUGUCAUAGAUAGUGCUCCCAAAGACUUCUCAGUCUGGGGUCUGGAACAUGAGAAAGACAUCAAAGGCAAACUAUUGGGGAACUACACAUACAACCAAGAUGGAGCUCCUCUCCAGACAUACCUGGUGGCUAAUCCAGAUCCCGGCUCCUAUAGAAUUGUUGAAUUAAGGAUCCACAAUAACCAUGGCAACAAAGAAUACACGUGUUUGUACAGAUUCAGAGUACACGGAACAAUUGCAGAUAAAUGAUUAAAAAAACAGUUUAAGUAUCACAUACAAGCCCUUAUAAGUUAACAGAAGUAGCACUAAUUAUAAAUCUAUAAACUAAUUUUCCCAUUACCAAAUAUUCUAGGUUGCCAAUGUGCUUUCUACCUCCAAAGACUAGACACUGCCAUAUAAUGGUUUCAAUAUUAUGUUACUUGUACAGUAGAAUACUCUUACCUUCUGUUUAUUGCCAUGUAAAAAUAGUUAAAUAUUUAAAAUUGUAAUAUAUGGCCAUUAAAGAUAACAAAAAAUAAGUGUGGCAUAAUAUAUAAACUAUAUACACAUAGAAUUAUUUAAGGAAAAGGUGACUUGUAAAUAUAGAUUCACAUAUUUUCUAACUUAAUGUUAUGUAAAAAUAAUCUUAACCUAAUGUUUAUAUAACCAUGUUUGUUUGUGCAAUACUAUGCUUUAAAGUUUCUUCUUUGUUGUACUAUUGUAUUUUAUGAAAUUAUACUAUUAAAUUUUACAAGCAAU